AGGUGGGAGGACUGGAUUGUUAGUGCUGUCGUUGGAAACCUACCGUAUGAUAAUAGGAGCUUCAUUAAUACUCUGAUUUACUGGUGAAUAAUCAGUCCUCUCCUUUCUCGUCGGUCGGAAAAUUCCAGAAGCUCCAGAUUACCCCGGGAAAAAAUUCAAACUUCAAAUAUUUGAAAAUGGCAACAAUUCCCCUCCAGUAAUAACACCUACAUUGCCACUUCAGCCUUUAUUUUUCCCGAAUGCUGAAUGUCCUCGCGUCGCACAAUCGUCAGUCUGUAAUAGUCCAUAGUGGGGACACGCCAAUUACCAAUAAUUUCAUUUUAAUUUUAGUUGUGAAGAUUGAGAACGAUUCCAUGAAUUUCUGACUACGAAAUUCUCCAGGUUUUCCGAGAUUCUGCCAAUCCCGAACCGUCGGAGACGUUCCAUUUCCUUUUUUCUAUCGCAGACCUCAGGAAUGAUGGUGUCGACGAUUGUUAUCGGUCUCCUGGCACUCGCUGGCACAUCCAGAGGGUUCACUGGACGUGGUGUGAUGUAUCCUGGGAGGAGUGAUCUGUUUGAACUUCCUAUCAUUCAUAUCAACGACUUCCACGCGAGAUAUGAGGAAGUGGGACCACGAGCUGGUACUUGUCACCGUGACGAAGGUGAGGAGUGUGUCGGUGGCCUUCCACGCGUUUUAACAGGAAUUAAACAACUAUUUGAAGAGCGAGGGCCUAAUUCUAUUUUUCUAAACGCUGGGGAUCAUUACCAGGGGACGCUUUGGUACAACGUUCACAAGUGGAAUGCAACUGCCACAUUUCUCAACAUGUUGCCGCACGAUGUCAUGACAAUUGGAAAUCACGAGUUUGACGAUGGUAUCGAUGGACUCGUGCCUUUUCUAAAAAAUGUUGUGUCACCAGUUGUCGUCACCAACAUUGAUUACACUCACGAACCGAGAAUGCAGGGUUUGAUGACGAAUAGUACGAUAAUAACGAGGGCCGGGAGAAAAAUCGGGGUGAUUGGAGUUAUUUUCAAGGGAACAGCAUCCAUAGCUAGCACUGAAAAGCUUAUAUUUCUGGACGAAGUGGAGACCGUCAAUUUGGAGGCGGAAAAACUCAAACGAGAGGAUGAUGUCGACAUAAUAAUUGUCCUAAGUCACGCCGGUAUUGAUGUGGACAGGAUAAUGGCUGCCAAUUGUCCUUUAAUCGAUGUUAUUGUUGGUGGCCAUUCUCACACUUUUCUGUUUACAGGGGAUAAACCACCAUUCGUCGAUAUUCCAGAGGACGUUUACCCAGUGGUAGUAACACAGAAUAAUCCACUUCGAACUGUUCUUAUAGUUCAAGCCGCGGCAUUUACCAAAUAUUUAGGAAACUUGACCGUUUGGUUCAACGAAGCCGGCGAAGUUGAAGACUGGGACGGAAACCCAAUUCUCCUAGACGAUGGAAUCCCAGAGGACCCGGAGAUGCUGAGGGCCCUGGCGCCCUGGAAAAUCGCGGUGGAUGGACUAAGUAAAAAAGUCAUUGGUGAAUCUAGAGUGGAGCUUCGCCACGGCUGCAGAGACGGUGAAUGCAACCUCGGGAAUCUGAUCACCGAUGCCAUGGUGGACGGUUUCGUCGAGAAGGCGGAGAACAAGAGCUACUGGACAUACGCCUCUAUCGCAGUGAUGAAUGGAGGUGCUGUGAGGGCUGGGAUAUCCUCAGCUAGUGGAGUGAUCACCUAUGGAGAUGUCGUGGUGACGCAACCCUUCGAGAACAUGUGGGAUGUGGCAGAAAUGCUGGGAAAGGAUAUUCGAGAGACCCUCGAAGUGAGUGUUGCGAUCGGCUACAACAGUACAAAAUUCCCGAAUCGCGCCUAUGUCUUUUGGUCGGGUCUCAGGGUGACGUACAACCUGACCGCUGAGCUCUACUCCAGGGUGGUGGAUGUCAAAGUCCGAUGCAGAAGAUGCCAAGUACCGGAGUUCGAGGCUCUGAGGGACAACGAGUGGUACAGAAUCGUCAUCCCUUCGUUUCUAUUGUCAGGAGGCGACAGUCACACCAUCAUCCAGAAGAGACAUAGAAAUCGCGUUCGGGGGAUGAGGGAUCUGGAUCAGUUGACUAAAUACAUCACAAAAAAUAGUCCGCUGUUCUCCGGCACUGAACGAAGAGUUAUUUUUCUCGAGGGAUAAUUACUGAGAUCGUCAAUAAUCACCGAGAAAGUAGGAAGUUAGAAUUGUUAUGAGUUGAAGAAACACCUUUCAUUCCACCGAAAAUCAUCGACUCAUCAUCUCCCCCUAUACAUUUCAUCCACUUCUUUGUUCAACGAAAUUAGAAAAAAGAUUUGGGGAAUAAAGGGGAGGAAACGGUCUCUAUCGUCGCGUAUCUCGAGAUCGAGGCAGGUGAGGCAUUUAAAUAAUGUAUUGAACAGGUGAAAUGGCAGCUGUUGGGAGGGCACAUUGUGCCACUCACUGUACCACAGCCAGCCGACCGAAGAAAUCUGAUAAAUCUUCAACAAAUCUAUUUUACUUUUCUAUAAAACUCGAAAACUCGAGAAAAAAUUAUAACUCAAUGGACAAAAUAAAAAAAUACUGAUAUCUACAUUACAUAAAA
This is a messenger RNA of Diachasmimorpha longicaudata, 2561 nucleotides long. RefSeq lists its product as uncharacterized. The transcript has 11 exons. Gene Ontology annotation, biological process: AMP catabolic process. Bases 455 to 2140 code for a protein of 561 amino acids. Gene Ontology annotation, cellular component: plasma membrane. Lineage: Eukaryota; Metazoa; Arthropoda; Insecta; Hymenoptera; Braconidae. Gene Ontology annotation, molecular function: 5'-nucleotidase activity; nucleotide binding; metal ion binding. The record is from RefSeq and is a predicted model, not a curated record.